Molecule: messenger RNA, 468 nt
Organism: Vigna umbellata (rice bean)
Lineage: Eukaryota; Viridiplantae; Streptophyta; Magnoliopsida; Fabales; Fabaceae
Source: RefSeq, a predicted model, not a curated record
AUGGCUCAAAGCUUUGGUAGCAGAAACAAUUUGAGUGGAGAAAUUCCUUCUGAGAUUGGAAAUUUAAGUUCACUUGAAUCUCUUGACUUGUCAAGAAAUCAUUUGCAUGGGAGAAUUCCUUCUUCUCUUUCUCAACUUGAUUUCUUAGGAAAAUUAGACUUGUCAUACAACUCUCUUUCUGGAAGAAUCCCAUUGGGAAGACAUUUGCAGACCUUUGAAGCCUCUUAUUUUGAAGGAAAUAUUGAUCUUUGUGGUGAACAACUCAAAAAAAGUUGUCCUGGAGACUAUUCAACCGCAAAACCAGAAGCAGCAACAGAAAAGGAGGGAGAUAAUUCUGAAUUCUAUGAAGCAUUAUACAUGCAUGGGCCUAGGAUUCUUCGUAGGAUUUUGGGGCUUAAUAGGGCCAAUUCUAAUUUGGAAACCUUGGAGAAUUGCUUACCUAAGGUUCUUGAACAUAUUGACAACUGA